AUUUCCUAACUUCUCUUUUUCCUCUCCUUCUUUCUAAUCUCUCUCAACUUACUUACAAGUAAAGGAACUAAUUCCUUCUCUUUAAUUAGUUUCUUGCACAUUUGUUCAGCCAUGGAGAUUGAGUCUGCUACUCAAGAACUUAAGGCUGGGCCUUUCGAACGUGCAUGGGGCUGGCUUAAGGCCUUGCCUUCCAAGUCCAAGGCUAAGGUGAUCAGUGUUGCUAAGAACAUCAAAAAGGUUGGACAAGAUGACCCAAGAAGGAUCGUUCAUUCCCUUAAAGUGGGACUUGCUCUUACAUUGGUGUCCUUAUUAUAUUACUCUAGGACUCUCUAUGAUGGCUUUGGAGUUGCAGGAAUGUGGGCUGUUCUAACUGUGGUAGUAGUUUUUGAGUUCACUGUAGGUGGAACCUUGUGCAAGAGUUUGAAUAGAGGCUUUGCAACAUUUCUAGCUGGUGCUUUAGGGGUUGGAGCUCAACAAUUAGCAAGUCUUUUUGGAAACAAAGGAGAACCCAUCGUUCUUGGAUUUCUUGUUUUCCUAUUGGCUGCAGCGUCUACAUUCACAAGAUUCUUCCCAAGAAUCAAAGCAAGAUAUGACUAUGGAGUGUUGAUAUUUAUAUUAACGUUCAGUUUAGUAUCAGUUUCUGGAAUUCGAGCAGAAGAAAUCUUACAAUUGGCUCAUCAAAGACUAUCAACAAUAAUAGUAGGAGGAGCAACCUGCAUAGUUGUAUCUAUCUGUAUCUGUCCAGUUUGGGCUGGUGAAGAUCUUCAUAAGUUGGUUGCUUCCAACAUAGAUAAGCUAGCAAGCUUUCUUGAAGGUUUUGGAGGUGAAUAUUUUGAGUGCUUAGAGAAAGAAGAUAUUACGGUAUCCAGUACGGAAAAAUCGUUUCUUCAAGGAUAUAAAAGUGUACUCAAUUCAAAAUCCACUGAAGAUUCCAUGGUAAAUCUUGCAAGAUGGGAGCCUGGACAUGGCCGUUUCGGCUUUCGGCAUCCAUGGAAGCAAUACUUGAAGAUUGGAGCUAUCUCAAGACAAUGUGCAUACCUCAUUGAAGCUCUAAAUAGUUGCAUCAACUCUAAUGUCCAAGUGCCGGAGGAAUUUCAGAGUAAAAUUCAAGAAUCAUGCAUAAAGAUGAGUGAAGAAUCAAGCAAGGCACUAAGAUCACUAGCCUCAUCAAUUAAAACAAUGACUAAUCCAUCCCCAGCAAGCAUUCAUGUAGAGAAUUCAAAAGCUGCCAUUAAUGAACUGAAAGUAAUUCUAAAAGCAAGCUCAUUAGAGCAAGCAGACCUCUUCGCAAUAGUUCCAGCUGCAACAGUUGCAUCAACAUUAGUUGAAGUUGUGAAAUGUGUUGAUAAAUUAGCUGAGUCAGUCGAAGAACUAGCUAACUUAGCACAUUUCAAGAAUGUUGAAGCUACUGUUUCACCAGAGAGUAAAUCUCAGUUACUGCUUCACCGGGGAACAGUAAAUCCUGUCCUGGAUGGUGAAAAUGAUCAUGUUGUUAUUACAAUAGAUGAGAACCCUACAGAUUCACCGGAAAAUCAGAAACCAGCAAGACCUAGCCGGCAACAACUAGAAGUGUAAAUAUUAGUAUUAUGUUGCCAUAACAUGUGAACUAGUUUUCUUUAUUAUAGUUCACUGUUAAUUAACUCUAGUGUAGUCAAGUUCUGUAAUAUUUUGUGCUUUUCCCUUUUCAUGUGUUAAUUUUAGCUUGUGCAUUUCUUGAGUCAAGUUCUGUAAUAUUUUAUGAAUUUCUAUUUUCACCUCUUGUGGGAAAAAAGUUGGAAUUUCAAGUAUAUAUAUGUGCCGGAUUUUUUAAGAAUUC
This is a messenger RNA of Jatropha curcas, 1816 nucleotides long. RefSeq names its product aluminum-activated malate transporter 8. The record is from RefSeq and is a predicted model, not a curated record. Gene Ontology annotation, biological process: malate transport. NCBI's taxonomy places the organism in Eukaryota, Viridiplantae, Streptophyta, Magnoliopsida, Malpighiales, Euphorbiaceae.